Molecule: messenger RNA, 5080 nt
Organism: Coccinella septempunctata (seven-spotted ladybird)
Lineage: Eukaryota; Metazoa; Arthropoda; Insecta; Coleoptera; Coccinellidae
Product: WASH complex subunit 2
Exons: 5
Coding region: 254-3610 (1118 amino acids)
Biological process (GO): intracellular transport
Cellular component (GO): trans-Golgi network membrane; AP-1 adaptor complex
Molecular function (GO): clathrin binding
Source: RefSeq, a predicted model, not a curated record
AUUGACAUGCAGUUUGAUACAUUUGAUAGUAGUUGUCAAAAUAAUUAGAAAUAUUUGGAAUAUAAGAAUAUUUUAAUUCUUUUCGAUUUUGUUUUUGAGUCGAGACCUUUCAAUGCACUCAGUUCCAGAUUGCUUGUAAUCAUAUAUUCCCAUUAUUUCAUAAAAUAACUUAUCAGUAUAGUCAUUCAUGGUAAAAUAUAUACCAAAGAGAAAUAUUUCCAUAAAUAAUCACUCAGGCGUGAUAAGAUUCUAAAUGUCAAACUCAAUUAUUCCACAUUUGUUGAGUGAUUCUCCUCCCCCAUUAGUCCCAGAUGAUGAAGAUUUUGAGGAUGAAUUUGGCGAUUUCAAAGGUCCUGAGGAAUUAUCUUUCGAUAAUGAAAUUCCAUCAACACCUUCAUCAUUGAAUAAUUCGAAAGAUGACUUUCCUGAUACUUAUACUGAUUUCAACGAUAUCAGUAAUGAUCAGAAAAGUUAUGAAAUGUUCAGUACGUCUAAAGAAAAACCAACAACUAAUAUUAUUUCCACAUCACCUGUCAGUUACUUCUCCAUAUGGGAGCAAAUAGAGAAUAAUAUUCCAGCAAUUAUUGAUAAUAAUGAGGAUAUUCAAGAAUCAAAAGAUGAAACAAACAGUUUGGAGAAUAAGGGGCCCAAUAAUCUUUCUACUAUUGAAACCUAUGAUGUAAAUGAAUCAACUGAAAAUUUGAAGAAGCCUAGUGAUAAGAACAACCAAAUAGAGUUUGAACAUAUAGUUGCUUCUGAAAGCUCUGAAAAGCAAAUUUCCAAAAAGCUUGAACCUGUGGAAUCGGUUCACUCUUCCAAUGAAAACAUUGAUUUUCAACAUGUACAAUAUGAAAUUGAGAUCAUUCAAUCAGAACAAAUCCAAACUGAAAAUAUUGGUGAGAUUGGUGAAAAUAAAAUUUUAUUUAUAAAACCAUCAGAUGAAAUACUCAAAAUAGAAGAAAAUCAUGAUAUCAAUGCCAAAGAAGAUGAUGCUGGCGAAUGUUUUGAUGAAAAAGAUAAUGAUUUUCCUUCAUCAAAACUUGUAAGUGAACACUUAAGUUCUUCAGAUACAAAUUCAUUUCAGUUGACGGCCUUUGAAUAUACUGAAUGUACAACUGUGGAGAAUGAUGUAAUUUCAAGUGGGAUUAAUGAAGUACCUAGUGUUCACAAUUUACCUAUAGCUGAAAAUCAAGAAAGCAAAGAUGAUUUUGAUGAAUUUGCCGAUUUCAGCUCGUGCACAUUGAAAAAUAAUAUCUCUGAUAAUGUACCUAGUUUGAGCUUCACUGAAACUAAUGAAGAUGACUUUCAUGAGUUUGGAAGCUAUCAAAAUAUUACUGCCUCAGAAGAUGAUGGUAAUAAGUCACAGACACUUUCUACAUCACUAGCCAAUCCAGAACUUGUACAAAAUGAAAAUUUAGAGAAUGAUGACUUUGAUGACUUUACUUCUUACUCGGCAAAUAAUGAAGAUAAUGAUGAAAAAGUUAUCAAGGAAGAGUCUUUCGUCAAAAUUUGUAAGUCUCCAGAAGAAGCUGUGAAAGAAACUCAAAGUGCUUUGGAUAAAAUGUUCCCGAAAAAUGAAUGUACAACUGCAGACUAUUCAAAUUGUGACUAUGUAAUGAACAACUCUGUUUUUGAGGAUCUCAAGGAUAUAACAGAAACUAAUGCACUCACAUAUCAAUGGGGCAAAUCAUGUGCUCAAAAAAACAUUUUGAAGACAUUGAACAUCGAUGUAAGAAAUAUAUUAUAUGGUCCCUCGUGGAACUCUGGGGUACCAAUUUUUGCAGCUAAUUUAUGUUCCAAACCAUUAGAGCCAAUCAAGUCUGAAUUACCGGUACCAAUUAUAUCGCCCCAGAAAAAUAUAGAAACACAAGAAUCAACAUCUACAAUCCCUGAAUUUGACUGGAGCGGAUCUGGACUCGCUAGUUUACAAGAUUCUGCAACUAAUCUUACUGACGAAACGCCUAAAAUUAUUGAAGAAACGUCCAAUUUAAAAAUAAAAGCACCUCAACAAUCUUACGCAGAUGUAGAACCAAUCCAGCCAAAAUUGAGCAAUUUCGAACAUACACUCCCCAAAAAUUCAAAUCAUUUCGAAGUCAUGGAUAAAGAAGAAGAGAAUGACGAUUUCAGCGAUUUCACCUCUUAUCAAGGAACUGAAGAAAAAGAGGAAAUACGGACAAAUAUAAUGCCCUUGCGAGAAUCACAUAUAAGUAGUAAUACACAUCAAAAUGAGGUGGAAACAGACAAGAUUUCCAAAUAUUUCCAAGAACUGACGAUGGGAAGAACAGAAGCCAUUCAUAUUGAUCAAUUGAAAGAAAACUCAAAGUUUAGUUUCAUUGAUGGUAGUUUGCAAUUAUCUAAAAAUCAACAGUUGUCGGAAGGAUCUUCUUGUGUGUUCAGCGAUUCCAGUGAUAAAUCGAAAAUCAAUUCAGUCCAAGUGGAUGUAUCAUAUGAUCAAGUGAAAACUGAUAAACCAUCUGUUCCAAUUGAUAGAUCAAAUAAUUGUGAUAUUUUAACAGAUGCAUUUGAAAUUAUAAACGAAAAUGUUGAAGAAGUAGAAACAAUUUCUUCACAAAGUUAUACCAAAAAUCAAGAAGAUGAGUUUACAGAUUUCCAGUCGUCUUUACCGUGUCCUGCUAAACAACAUGUUGAGCCUACACUUCUAGAACCUUUGAAACCUUCAGUUUUAAAACCAGAAAAAAUGAAAAAUCAGCCUGUUAAAAUUGAAUGGCCAGAGCCAGGACUGGAUGAAGAAGAAAUUAACCGUAUAGUAAACGGAGUACGUCGAAAAAGUUCUACAAGUGAGAAUGUUAAGAAAAAAGCAAAUAAUACAGGAGUAGCUCAGAUUAAUACCAAAAAGCCUGUUGACAAGGGAGAUCAAGAAGAUUGGUCAGAUUUCAUGUGUGUGAAGGAACCACUCAAGACAAGAACGUCAACACCAGACCUUCCACUAUCAGUGUUCAACUUAGGUAGUAUCCAAUCUAACAGAGUUAGUGCUCCAUAUGUUGCCCCUAACGGCGUUGUUCAUUCACCAUCAAAAACUCCAUCUAUAUCAUUCCCAGUUGUCAAUCGGAAUUCUCAGAAUACAACCCAUCAAAGUUCACAUGAACAACCUUUUAUUACCAGUCAGGCUUUUAAUGCACUUUAUUCAAAUUCUAAAAACAAUAUGUUACUUCCCAAUACACACAUAGGUAAAACAGGUGAUAUGAGAUCAAACAACCAGUUCUUUCACAGCGAUAAGGCAAAUUUUGAUUUCAAUUGCUCUGAAAACAACAUCAGUAUUAGUUUCCCACAGAAUGGAGAUAUAAAUCACAGAGUUCAGCAACAUAUACCUUCCAGUAUUACACACAGCAAUGCAGAAGAUGAUGAUUGGGGAGAUUUUGUUUCUGCUCCAAGUACUAUAUCCCAGUCCAAUUCAAGUGCGAAUUUUUUUCAACCCUCAUCUUACAUGAGAACAAAUUUAGGCUUCAGUGGUAAAAGUGUACCUAUUCAGAAAUCUUUUUCUGUCAGUAAGAACACUGUUGUGAGGCAAGAAAAAAACAAUCUUCCAAUUAUCUCAACAAUGCCAGAUCUAGAUUUUGUUUCACCUAAAUCUAGGAAUUCGAUAAAAUGACAAAAAGAAAAUUUCAUGUUGUAAACCCGUGUACAUAUUAUUGCAAGAAUGUCGAUAGAAAAUAUGUUGAUACGUGGACAGAAGUUGUGAACCAAAAAUGUUGUACGGAGUGUUUCACCAUAAAGUGGACAGAUACACUCGUUUCGAUGGUUUGAGAACAUAUUUUCCACUUAUGAUAUAUGCCGCGUUUUCGGAGUCCAGGAUGCUUUUAAGGUAAUUCUUCUGUAAGUUUUCAAAUAAUGGUUUUUGGUCACUCCUUGGUAUUUUUCGAACUCUAAGCCAAAUAAAGUAUAGAAUAAAAAAAAUUCAAAAUGGCGAAAAACCUGUAAAGUUCGCGAUAUUUAUUCGGUUGCCAAAUUAGAUUUCAAUUUUUAAAUUUACGUACUCGAUUUUUUUCAGAGUUUCUGUGGGAAAUUUCUGUGAAAAAUGACCUCAAACGCAGUUGCUCGCUUACGCUUCGAAAACGGGGUAUAUACGAUGAUGAUAGGUAUAUAUUUCUCCUGAUCUCAUCUGCACGACUAUAUAUAUUUGCCCAGUUCAUGGUGAAACAUCCUGUAUAUACUAUCAUUUCGUCCGUUUCCUAUUUGCUUUAAGUGGUCAUUCCAAAUUUUAUAUGUUGAACAUUUAAAUCUUUCAAAAUUUUUGUUAUUGUAAAUUGAAACUUGUGGAUGGAUUUAUGGAUAGUUCUCUAUGCAAAUUAUCAAUUAUUGUUGAAAGGUGAAAUAAGUUUGAGAAUGUCAAAGUAAAUAUUCCAUUUUUUUUUUGACUCAUAAAUUUACGUUUUAUCAAAAUUGUUUUGUUAUCGUGUCAUCGAGUCUAAUUUUUAUAUGGGACCUAAAUUUUCAAACAUUUUAAUUUUGGCCUAAAUAUCGAGUAGUCGAGCAGUAUUCCUUAAAACGAUUUCAUUUGAGAUUGAUUUGUAUUCAUUUUGAACUAAAUAUAAUAUGGUAUUGUUUUUAUAUUUAUUUAUUUAUUGACUUUACUUCAGCUUAUUGGAAUUGAUCUAUUUAUUUAUGCAGAAUGACUUAAUUUAUCGAUUACAUCAUUCAGAAUGAAAUUUCUCAUUAUACUCUAAAAGUGGUGAUAUUUCGUCUUUGGAAAAAAUAAAUUAGUAGUCCAUUCCAUUUGAAAUUAAUCCUUUGUGUUAUCUUAUGAAUUAAGUUUCUAAAAUUUUUAUUCCUUCUGUUAUUCAACCAAUGAAAAUGGAAAACUCUAGUCACUAAGCACUGAAAUUGGUUUCAAUAAUAUAUGACACUAGUUUCAUGUGAUUGAAACUCAUUACAGGUUGUUGGAACUUUUCUGUAAUAAAAUAUCUUCAAUCUGUUAAAAUUUGCCUUCUAACAUAAUUAUGUAAAUAAUGGUGUAUUAUAGUUCUAAUUUGGUUGAGGGUACACAGAUAAAUAGUUAAAAUUUGUUGAUAUAUUCUAAGACAAUAUAUAUAUGAGCAUUCCAAAAUAAAUUUUUUUAAUA